AUGAGCGGACGCCUUCUUGCUGCAGGGCUUUCGCCCAUGACGCGACGCGCCCCCGUCCAAGCAGUCCGUCAUUUUCAUCGACUCCCCGCUGGCGGGCUUCAGCGAGCUGAUGCUGCUGUUCGAGCCACCCGACGACGCAUGUGGUUCCCGGGCAAUGCUUUUCACAAUGCCGUCAUAGUUCGAAAUGCGUCUUUCGCCCGGUUUCUGCCAAAACUCGUCGUGAAGUUCGCCAGAAUUCCGGCCAUGUUUGGCGGAUUGGCAGUUGGAACACUCGCCUGGGUUCAGUAUCAAGCUAAUCGUACGUUCUCCCUUCGACAUAAGAACCAACUGCUGACCACUUCGUCCAUAGAGCUAAGCAACAAUGCCUGGGAUUUCGUUACCAAGACAGGAGAGGGGCUAUCCGAUGCUGCAACGAAUAUAUUUGGCGGUGCCAGAGAUAUUGCAGACCAAACAAUGAGAGGAUGGGAGAAUACGAAAGAACAGUUCGAAACUCCGGAGUGGCUGCAGAAGGUCUUGCGCAUCCAUGAAGAGAUUGGGACUGGAAAGGGGGGGGACGAAGGACCUGGCGGAGAACCCCCCAAGCAGAGCAGAGCCGGGGCAGCCGCAGUUGUCGGAGCCUCAGCAGCUGCCUACGGAUAUGAUCAAUCUUCUGAGGACGAUCCCCGAGACCCUGGCGAAGUGGCUAAGGACGACCAAAUGAUGGUUCUUACCAAGAAAAUGAUCGAGAUUCGGGGUAUACUUCAACAGGUUGGCCAGUCAAGCUCUUUGACCCUUCCUUCUAUCGUGGUAAUCGGAUCACAAUCGUCCGGGAAAAGCUCCGUUCUCGAAGCUCUUGUUGGUCACGAAUUCUUACCCAAAGGGACCAAUAUGGUUACUCGGCGGCCGAUCGAGCUGACUCUCGUUAACACACCCGAAUCAGACGCAGAGUAUGGCGAGUUUCCGGAUCUGGGGCUCAGGCGCAUCACCGACUUCUCCUCGAUCCAGAGAACGUUGACUGAACUCAAUUUGGCUGUUCCAGACACUCAAUGCGUCUCGGACGAUCCAAUUCACCUUACCAUUUACUCACCAAAUGUACCAGACUUGUCUCUUAUCGACCUGCCAGGCUACAUUCAGGUUGUGGGCCAGGGCCAGCCACUCGAACUGAAGCAGAAAAUAUCGGAGCUUUGCGACAAAUAUAUCCAGCCACCCAAUGUCAUCCUCGCCAUCUCCGCCGCAGAUGUGGACCUAGCGAACUCGACAGCUCUGCGUGCUAGUCGUCGUGUGGACCCUAGAGGUGAGAGAACCAUCGGAGUAAUAACCAAGAUGGACUUGGUGGACGCUCCUCGUGGUGCAGCAAUCCUAGGCGACAAGCAAUAUCCCCUCAGGCUUGGAUAUGUGGGUGUUGUCUCGCGAGUUCCACAGUCAAGCAGCCUAUUCAAAAGGUCCGGCAGCAUUAUGUCCGUCAUUGCCAAGAAUGAGAAGGCUUUCUUUUCAUCGCAUCCACUCGAGUUUGGGGAAGGGUCUGGAGUCAAUGUAGGAACGAUCAACUUGCGUAAGAAGCUCAUGACAGUCCUCGAACAGACUAUGUCUGCCAGCCUACAGAGCACGAGCGAUGCCAUUAGGCAAGAACUAGAGGAGGCAACAUACGAGUUCAAGGUGCAGUACAAUGAUCGUCCACUGUCUGCUGAAUCCUACUUGGCAGAAAGCCUCGACGGCUUUAAACACUCUUUCAAACAAUUUACCGAGGAGUUCGGUCGCCCUCAGAUGCAUCAACUACUCAAGCAGGAACUUGACCAGAAAGUCCUUGACUUACUUGCGGCUAGGUACUGGAACAAGCCGAUUCAGGACUUGUCUCCUGCUCGGCCUGAACCGGACAACCUAGCGGAUCUUCCCAAGGCGGAUCCCAACUCUCUAUACUGGCACCGCCAGCUCGAUGCAUCUACCUCAUCUCUCACAAAGCUUGGAGUUGGAAGGUUGGCAACAACUGUCGUUGCCUCCUCAAUCCAGUCACAUAUUGACAGACUCAUCAAACAUUCAACCUUCAGCAGCCACCCUUUUGCUAGGGAAGCCAUUAUGGAAGCUGCCUCGACCAUCCUUAAUGAGAGGUUUUACAGCACUAGCGAUCAAGUGGAGAACUGCAUCAAGCCUUACAAGUUUGAGAUUGAUAUCGACGAAAGAGAAUGGGCUCAAGGGCGAGAUCAUUCGGCUGUUGUGCUUAAGAGGGAGCUUCAGGACUGCGAAGCUGCGCUUAAAGGCAUUGAAGACACUAUAGGCGGCCGGAGGAAGCUGAGAGAAGUGAUGAACUUCGUAGACCGCGCGCGUAAGGGGGAUGUUGUCGUCGAAGGAGACGGACGAAGCGGUGCUGGGGGUUUCAGCGCUGCACUUCUCACCAGAGGUAUGGACGGGCCAGGACGCGAAGCCGUCUUUCUCAGAGACCGCGCUGACAUCAUCAAGAUGCGGCUGAUGGCAGUCAAGUCUAAACAAUGCGCCAACCUGAAGAAUAAGUACUACUGCCCCGAGGUCUUCCUUGAUGCAGCAGCCACAAAACUGGCCUCGACAGCUGUGUUGUUUCUCAAUGUUGAACUUCUCUCGGAAUUUUACUACAACUUCCCUCGAGAGCUUGAUCUUCGCCUUGGCAGACACCUUUCCGAUGACCAGAUCGAGAAGUUCGCCAAGGAGGAUCCCAAGAUCAAGAAACAUCUCGAAGUCAUCCGCCGCAAGGAGCUUCUAGAAUUAGUUCUCGAGAAGAUGGAGAGUUUGCGACAACUCGAAGGUCGCGAGCGGGAGCGGCAGAAUGGCAGCAGACCUAUUAAGGAUGAGAAACAACGGGGGCGUUGGGGGCUGUUCUGA
Molecule: messenger RNA, 2829 nt
Organism: Colletotrichum truncatum
Lineage: Eukaryota; Fungi; Ascomycota; Sordariomycetes; Glomerellales; Glomerellaceae
Product: dynamin family protein
Cellular component (GO): cytoplasm; microtubule; membrane
Molecular function (GO): GTPase activity; microtubule binding; GTP binding
Source: RefSeq, a predicted model, not a curated record